This is a messenger RNA of Striga hermonthica, 1512 nucleotides long. NCBI's taxonomy places the organism in Eukaryota, Viridiplantae, Streptophyta, Magnoliopsida, Lamiales, Orobanchaceae. The record is from the annotation of a GenBank genome assembly.
GAAGAUGUGAAUUCUUACGUAUGGGUGUUCGAAAACUUCAAAAAUGCAAUGGUUCAAGAACCAACAUACUUAGUCACCGACCAAGAUCCCUCGAUCGGAAUUGCUUUCUCUAAGGUAUUCACACGUAGUAAGCACCGAUUUUGCAUGUGGCAUAUCAUGAAUAAAUUGUGUGACAAAGUUGGGUAUUCUCUAAAUAAUGACGACGACUUCAAACGGAGGCUUAAUGAGAUUGUUUGGAGUCGGAACAUUGAACCUGACGAGUUUAACUCUAAAUGGGUUGCGAUUAUUCACGAGUUUAAUUUGGACACCCAUAAUUGGUUCAUUGACUUGUUUACUAAGAGAGAGUAUUGGAUACCGGCAUAUUUUAGAGAUAUCAUGAUGAGCGGGCUAAUGAGAACUACGUCUAGGUCGGAGAGUGAGAACAAUUGGUUUAGGAAUUUUACAAAUAUCCAUGCUAGUUUGGUUGAGUUUAUGCUUCACUAUGAUAGUGCGAUGGAUGCACAGAGAAACGUGUCAAUGAAAUUGCAAAGUGACAGUGAAACUCAUGUAGUUGUCCUGAAAACGCCGUUAUCAAUUGAGAGAUAUGCCCUGAGUGUGUACACCACCGAAAUAUUCUAUCGUGUGCAAGAUGAAAUAUGUGAUGCAUGCUUCAAAUGCCGAGUCAUGCAGAUUUCAGAAAAUGAAGGCACAACGACAUUUGUGAUAAGGGACAUUGAUGGGAAAAUGUUUACAGUUAUGCACAAUGUGAGCCUGAACUCGUCAGCAUGCUCGUGCAAACAUUUUAAAAUGUACGGAUGGCUGUGUAGGCAUGUCUUUGUUGUGUUGAAAGACUUGAGCAUGGAUGUUAUACCGCCUGCUCACAUCUUAUCAAGGUGGACGAAACUUGCUAUACGCAAUCCCAUGUUCUGGGUUCUCGAUAGCGUUACAGAACAAUGCGCACAAAUUGAUGAUGUGAAGUUCAUGGUGAACAAGCUUUGGUCAGACAUUCAUGUAUGCAUGGGGAUAGCUGAGUCGAAUAUGGACAAUCUUGUUGAGUUUUCUAAACUCAUUGAGGAGCACAAACAGAAACUAUUGAGCAAUCAAGAGGGUGGUUCAUCAAAAAAGGACCAGGAAAAAAUGUUCGACUCGUUUCUCAAGAAGAGGGUAACUUCAGCACCAGUGUUGACUAUCCCAGAUCCUUCUCGGAGUUUCACUAUCUAUAGCGAUGCUUCGAGGCAGGGCUUGGGAUGUGUCCUAAUGCAGGACGGACGGGUCGUUGCGUAUGCUUCACGUCAACUUAAGCCUCAUGAGCAGAACUAUCCUACGCACGACUUAGAGUUAGCCGCAGUCGUUCACGCCCUGAAGAUCUGGUGUCAUUAUCUUUACGGCGGACGCUGCGAGAUAUUCACUAACCAUAAGAGCCUACAGUACAUCUUCACACAGAAGGAGCUUAAUAUGAUGCAGCGUCGUUGGCUCGAAUUGGUCAAGGAUUUUGAUUGUUCUAUUCAGUACCAUCCGGGGAAGGCGAACGUC